Messenger RNA from Clonostachys rhizophaga, 990 nucleotides. NCBI's taxonomy places the organism in Eukaryota, Fungi, Ascomycota, Sordariomycetes, Hypocreales, Bionectriaceae. The record is from the annotation of a GenBank genome assembly.
AUGGUCUCCCACGGACGUUACACUACCGAGAAGGUGACCUAUCCAUCUCACGGAGAGACCAUCACCGGCAUCCUGUAUAAGCCUAAAGAUAUCGCCAACCCGCCUGGUAUCGUCGUUCUCGGUCCAUAUUCGUUUGUCAAGGAGCAAGCCCCAUUGCAGUAUGCUACGCGACUUGCCGACGAAGGCUAUGCCGCCUUGAUCUUUGACCCACGCACGGUCGGGGAGAGUACUGGUCAGCCACGGCGUCUGGAAAAUCCCAAGAUGAAGAACGAGGACGUCGUCUCCAGCCUUGACUACCUCGCCGGCAGAGGCGACGUGGAUGCCAAGAAAUUGUUCCUCGUCGGUGUCUGCCAAGGUGGUCCUGAGUGUCUGGAUGUUGCCUCAUACGAUGAUCGUGUUGUCGCUGUCGCUUCCGUGACGGGGUAUUUUCGCGACCAUGAGACGGACGUCUAUAUGAUCUGCGCUGGCUGUGUGAACAUCGAGCCUGGUAUGGACGUUGGAUCAAUGAAAAUGCCUUCACCCGAGCAAGGGGAAGCACUGUAUCAGGCACGCAUCGCGCGAGCCAAAAAGGCCAAGGAACUGUACGAAAAAACAGGGGAGGUCACCUACCAGCCUCUUGUCGACCCCAAAGCCGCAGACCCAGACGUCGGUUCACUCGCUGGUCUUCCGGGGCCGGUCCCGUGGGCUUGGUACGGCCCUUGGACUCUGAAGGGGUUUGAGAACCGAUACGCAGUCAUGAGUGAUCUCGAUCACUUUGGCUAUUCGACUGUAGCUGGGGUGGCAAAGCUCAACAAGCCGGCUCUGGUGAUUCAUGGAGACAACUGCAUGAACGCGCCCGCAGCGAAGAGACAUUUUGAGUCAAUCCCGACGAAGAACAAGAAAUUGAUUUGGGAUAACGAUGCGUCGCAUUUCCAGCAUUACGACCAGCCGGAUAUUGUAGAUGGCAAUGUUGGUGAGAUUGCGGCUUGGUUUGGGCAGAGCGGCAAAUGA